AUGAAGGGUGGAAAGUACUUGUUGAUAUUAGAUAAUGUCUGGCAAGGUUUCGAUAUACGUGUGUUGGGUGUUCCUGAUCCAGCAAAUGGAAGCAAAGUUGUGGUCGUAAGUAGAACCCUUGAUGCAUGCGAUCCCAUGCAAACUGGCAGAAACGUCAAGGUGGAAGCCAUGUGCUGGAAAGAUGCAAUGUCCCUAUUCCUUUAUAACAAAGGGAAUGUGAUCAAACAGCUACCUAUAGAAAAAAUUGCAAUGGAGGUCCUCAGGGAGUGUGCUGGUCUGCCGAUAGCGAUCACCACAAUUGGAGCAGCCCUGAGGAACAAUGACGAUGCCGGGGUGUGGGGGGAUACUUUGAGAGCUCUGAAAAAAUGCACGGGCGAGUCCGAAGGUAUGGAGAAAAAGGAGAAGUCAUUGCAGAUAAUCCAUGCAAAGUGCUUGAAAGUUGAAUAUGUUGGAGAUGAUGGAAAACUUACGUGA
Molecule: messenger RNA, 474 nt
Organism: Nymphaea colorata (pocket water lily)
Lineage: Eukaryota; Viridiplantae; Streptophyta; Magnoliopsida; Nymphaeales; Nymphaeaceae
Product: disease resistance protein At4g27190-like
Exons: 2
Coding region: 1-474 (157 amino acids)
Molecular function (GO): ADP binding
Source: RefSeq, a predicted model, not a curated record